AUGCACGCCAUCACGUCUAACGAGUCGGUUGUCCUCCUGGCUCUCGGGACCGGGAUUCUACCUUUCCCGCUGAAACGCGACAUCAUCGAUACGUUCCGUCGGUUUGGAAAGCCAGCGCACGGGUCUGAGGAUGAGGGCGAGCUCGGCAGCAAUCACGGUCGUGCCCUCUACCAAGGUCAACCUUUUCAGCUUAAACGCAACACUAUCGACGCUCUGCCUCGAUUCGGAAAGCCAGAGCACAGGUUUGAUGAUGAGGACGAGCUAGCCACUCCUCUCGUCAGCAAAUCUGUGCCGAGGUGUUCGGACCACCUCAGUGGAGUCUUUCGUUGUCGCAUUCACCAGCGCGGAGUCAAUGUUGUAUUUUCUACGAGGAUCAACAACGCGAAUGACACCGAAAGCGACGACGGGCCAAUGUCGUCCACUAGCCCCCACAACUGGCGCUCUUUCCCACUACCUCUCGAGCAGGAUGCGCACUUUGCGAACAUCGUUAGGAGAUCCGAGGCGUUCGACCACGCUUAA
Fomitiporia mediterranea MF3/22 is the source of this 519-nucleotide messenger RNA. RefSeq lists its product as uncharacterized. The record is from RefSeq and is a predicted model, not a curated record. The transcript has 2 exons. Lineage: Eukaryota; Fungi; Basidiomycota; Agaricomycetes; Hymenochaetales; Hymenochaetaceae. The coding region runs from base 1 to 519 and encodes 172 amino acids.